Odocoileus virginianus texanus is the source of this 2030-nucleotide messenger RNA. Lineage: Eukaryota; Metazoa; Chordata; Mammalia; Artiodactyla; Cervidae. The record is from RefSeq and is a predicted model, not a curated record.
GCCUGUCUGGCUCACCACACCCCAGGCCUCCAGCUGCAGUGCUGAUAAGGCUCGCACUCCAUCACCCACCACCUAACAAUCUCAGGCCCCAAAGAGCCGCACCCCACACCCUUCCCCGUGAGCGGGUGUGGCCGAGGAGUUAAGAGCUGGGGUGGGGCCCAUCCACGGCUCCCUCUCAGAAGGAAAACAGGGAAGGUGGGAGCAUGUGACGCCCUGCCUUUCCCGGGUGCAGCACCCGCAGCUGGAGGGUCCCCAGGAAGCCCUCGGUUCGGAGGACACAGCAGCCUCAUCCCAGUGUGAUCUUCCUUCAGCAGGUUCAUCAGCAUCAAGAACAUCCUUCAUCAGGAAAUGCCAUCUGAAUGAUUCUAAAGUGGUCAAGUAGUAUUUACAGAAAGACUUUCCCUCUCGGCUUGUUCUGAGGUCCAACACAGCGCUUCAGAGCUCAGACGGUGCAGCUGAGAGGAACAGCUGGGUCCAACCCUCAGAGCAGUAACUUCUUAGCUGUGUGACCUUGGGAGGUGCCAGCGGGAGCUGUGGUUAAUAAUCCACCCGGUGCCAUGGAAAGCAAGCAGCCGUGGGUGGCGCCCCAGUCCUGGGGCCUCCUGAGCAGGUCCUUUCAGGGGACAGGUCGUCUGGACUGAGGGGAAGGACACAGCCAGGACACCUCAACCCACACGCCCUGAGCAGCCCCCCAAAACAGCAUUGCAAGAGGACAGAACACAGCAAAGGGGGUAAGUGUGAAAGGCUGAAAGGGAAUGCGGUUGCUCGGCAACAGGCCCUAGCCCACCUUUGUCUGCUCUGGUGACAGCAGGCAGGUCUGGUCAGGGCCAGCCAUCAGGGCGACCCCUUUUCCUCCCAAAAGUUGCUUCUCUGAGUCGGGGCAGAGCUCCGGUCUCCUGGCAGUGUCUUCAGCUUGGCCCCCGCAGAGCGCGGCUCUGAAGGACUCCCUGACCCACCCUCUCUUAGGACACAAGACCGAGAGCAGCAGGCCCAGGUUCAAAUGGACAGAACACUAUCGAAAUACUCCUGGAAGACGGAGUUCUGGCAGAACCCUUGGGACCAGGGGGGCCUGGCAGUGAUCAUCCUGUUCUUCACCACGGUCCUGUCUCUCGUCUUGUUUGCUAUUAUCUUUGGUUUCCUCCCCGUGAACAAAACGACCAACCAGGAUGAAGAGUCGUGACCUGACUUUCCGAAGGCCAAGGGGGCCACUCUCAAAACACUAUGUACUCUUUCUUCAAAGCCGUUUAACAGUCUGGAAUUAAACAUUUUUCAUAUAAUUAUCUGAUAAAUACCUGUCUUCCCCACUGGUUCAAGUACAAAAAGCAGGGGCUGGGUCUCCUUCUAUUCCCCAUUGUACCCCCUUUUCUGGUGGCGCCUUGCCCAGAGUCAGUACCUGUCAAUGUUUGCUGGUUGAACAAAUGAAUGCAUGAACAAAUGAGCAAAGGAAUGGAUAAACAGAGGCAUGCCUGAACUGUUGGCUCUCUGAGUCUCGAGACCCUGGGAGACGACGGAGCCCAGUACAAUCUAGGCCUAAACCAAAGCAGUUCUUCCUAUCUCAGGGUGCAGAGGCCUCUAGGCCAGAGGUUACUUUCAACCUAAUUACUAUUCCUUUUUACACUCAAAGGUAAAUUAGGCCACGUCAUCAGUCAUCAAACACAUCUCAUGGUCACGCUCAGAGAAAGCAGCUGCACACCGAGAAGACGGGAAGCCGGCUGGGUGCCCCGCAGUGGCCUCCUUCCUAUGACUGCUUGUCUUUCCUCUUGGUGCCAGGGACGCUCGGGCAUCCCCCCAGAGCCCCCAGCCGCCAUGCACCCCACCCACAAUGCAGCCUCUGUGGGCAUGUCCCCGCCUCUGCCGACGCCACCAUGCUGGCCUGUCCCUUGCUGCCAGGUGCCCUCCCUUUGCAAACAGCUGCUUCCAUGUCAGCUUCAAACCAGGCUAUUCUUAGAAAAGGGGCAAAUGUCUGGUGGAGAAGGGGCUUUGCCUUUGUGCUGUGUACCAUUUGUGCAAUAAAGAAACAUUCUCUUUCA